This is a messenger RNA of Gastrolobium bilobum, 6253 nucleotides long. RefSeq lists its product as uncharacterized. The record is from RefSeq and is a predicted model, not a curated record. Bases 284 to 5200 code for a protein of 1638 amino acids. NCBI's taxonomy places the organism in Eukaryota, Viridiplantae, Streptophyta, Magnoliopsida, Fabales, Fabaceae. The transcript has 15 exons. Gene Ontology annotation, molecular function: cysteine-type deubiquitinase activity; protein binding. Gene Ontology annotation, biological process: protein deubiquitination.
AGGUCCUCGUGCUCUGCGUGUCUUCUUCACUGUGGUUUUUUUGCAUUCACAGCGUUUGCCUAACCUUCCAAGUUCCCACUACCUUCUAGAUUUCGCCGCUGAUCGUUCUCCGUCACCGUCUCCGGCAACCACUUCCUUUAUUCUUCUUACUGUUUCUCUAGGUCAGGUCUUUUUCUCUCUUCUUCAUAUUCCGUAUCGUUUCUCUCUCUAUCGAAACAUAGGCACACACGAGGAUUUUUGUUCGUAUUUAUGCACGUGAUUCGGAUUUGUAUGAGCUCAAUUGAUGGGACACAAAAAGCGAAACCAUGCUCCGCGCUCGAAACAAUCGCCGGCGGCUUCUCUGGUGGCGCAAUCGGCCAACGGCGGAGCCGCCAAUGGUUCCAUUUCACCCGACCAUGACUCCUGCAGCGUUUCUGAAAAUAAUAUUGAUAACCCUAGCAAGAUCGAAUUGGCUCCUCAAUUUGAGGGUUCCGAUUACGAUUACUCCACAAUCAAACUCGAAUGCGAGCGAGCCCUCACUGCGUUUCGGCGCGGUAACCACAACAGGGCACUGAAGCUCAUGAAGGAGUUGUGCUCGAAAGACGAGGACUCGGCUUACUUGGCGUUCGCUCACCGAGUUCAGGGCUUUGUGUUUAUCAAAGUGGCGUCCAUUCUCAAUGACCCGAGCGCGAAGCAACGGCAUUUGAAGAAUGCCAUUGAAUCCGCGCGGAGAGCAGCUGAGCUGGCGCCCAAUUCAGUUGAGUAUGCGCAUUUUUAUGCCAAUUUGAUGUUGGAGGUAGCAACUGAAGGCAAGGAAUAUGAGGAGGUGGUGCAUGAGUGUGAGAGGGCGCUUGCGGUUGAAAACCCCAAUGAUCCUGCGAAGGAGACCUUGCAGGAUGAGAGCGAGCAGAAGAUAUCAACUGUGGAAGACCGGAUAGCACAUGUACAGAAUGAAUUGAGGCAGCUAAUUCAGAAGUCAAACAUAGCUUCAUUGUCCACUUGGAUGAAAAAUCUGAGUAAUGGAGAGGAGAGAUUUCGGUUGAUUCCGAUAAGGAGGACCGCGGAGGACCCAAUGGAGGUGAGGUUGGUUCAAACUAGAAGGCCUAAUGAGAUCAAGAAGGUGACCAAAACACCCGAGGAAAGAAGAAAAGAAAUUGAAGUUCGAGUGGCUGCUGCAAGGCUGUUGCAGCAAAAGCCAGAGUCUCCCCAAUCUCCGAACGAAGGAGAUAGGGAUGAUAGAGCACCAGAUUCAUCUUCAGGAUUUAGUCAGAGGGUGGGUGAUAGGCGAAAGCAUGGAAAUAUGAGAAAGAAUGGUUCUACAGAUGAAAGGAAGAACUGGGUGCUCUCAUAUUGGAAUUCAGUGAGUGUGGAUAUGAAGAAGGACUUGCUUAAGAUUAAAAUUUGUGAUCUCAAGUCCCACUUUGGGUCUUCGAAGGAUCCUUUGCCGAAAGAUAUUUUGUCAGAAGCUUUGUCAUAUGCUGGGCCCAAUAAAACUUGGAAGUUCUGGCUUUGCUGCCAUUGUGAUGAGAAAUAUUGUAAUUCAGAAUCUCACAGGCAGCAUGUUGUGCAGGAACACAUGGGGAAUCUCGUGCCAAAAUUGCGGAGACUUUUGCCCCAAAAUGUUGACAAUGAAUGGAUUGAGAUGAUUCUUAAUUGUUCUUGGAGGCCUGUGGAUGUCUCAGCUGCGAUUAAAAUGCUUGAUAAUAAAGCGAAAUUCAAUGGUUCUUCGUUUCUUGAGGAUUCGUACUUGGGUCAUCAUACUCAGGACUACAAUGAUUGUUUUAAAGAUGCAAGCGGCUCUUACCAUGAGAAGGAAAAUGUAGGGUACAAUCAUUGCAAUUGUACAACAGAAAGUAGUAACUGUCGUAAAAUAUCAGAAAGUGAUAUCAAAGAAGGUGCUGAAGACCGACAGUGUACGGCUAAUCUUACUGCUGAUUGUUGGCCUGUUUCUGAUGAUUCUGAGCGUGCAAAACUUCUGGAGAAAAUUCAUGCAGUAUUCAUGAUGCUUAUUAGACACAAAUGUCUUGCUGCGAGUCAUCUUAACAAGGUCAUACAAUUUACUAUGGGAGAGAUACAAGGUCUUGCUGUUGGUUCUCAACUUCUAAACCAUGGUGUAGACCAAACACCAAUGUGCAUAUGCUUUCUGGGAGCUUCACAGCUUAAGAAAAUUCUCCAAUUUCUCCAGGAAAUAUCUCAUGCUUGUGGGUUGGGUAGGUAUGCUGAUGAAAGUAGUAGUCCCAUGAAUGAUUUGCACAAUAUCAGUCAAGGUCCUGAGAUCAAAGAGAAGAUUGUUCUCGAUGGAGAUGCAUCAUGCAUUCUUCUGGAUGAGGGUUUACUGCCAACACAAGCUCAGGGGGCUAUCUUGGAUGAUGUGACCACCCCAAGUUCUCCUGAUGGAAUUUCACAGUGUAAUGAUGCUUUGCUAUGCUGGAUAUUUUCAAGUUCACCUAUUGGGGAUCAAUUGACAUCAUGGAUGAGGACCAGAGAAGAUAAAAAACAUCAAGGAAUGGAUAUUGUCCAGAUGCUCGAGAAGGAGUUUUAUCACCUACAAAGCUUAUGUGAGAAGAAGUGUGAUCGCAUAAGUUAUGAGGAAGCACUGCAGACAGUAGAGGAUCUUUGCCUUGAAGAAGGUAAGAAGAGGGAAAAUGUUGGUGACUUUGUCCAGCAAAGCUAUGAGUCUGUUUUAAAAAAGCGGAGAGAAGAGCUCGUUGAGAGUGAGAAUGAUGUGAUGUAUGUCAGCAAUAGGUUUGAAUUGGAUGCUAUAUCAAAUGUUUUGCAAGAAGCAGAAGCAAUGAAUGUUAAUAAAUUUGGCUAUGAGGAAACUUAUGCUGGUGUGACUUCUCAGUUAUGUGACUUGGAAUCGGGUGAGGAAGAUGAAUGGAGAAUGAAGGACUUCUUGCAUCAAAUGGAUAGUUGUAUAGAAAUUGCUAUUCAGAAACUAAAAGAGCACUUAUCUAUAGAGCUUAGCAAAAUUGAUGCACGAAUCAUUAGAAAUGUUACAGAGAUGCAACAAUUGGAACUCAAGCUUGGGCCUGUUUCUGCUUAUGAUUAUCGAGCAAUUUUAGUGCCUUUAGUGAAGUCGUACCUAAGGGCACUUUUGGAAGGUUUGGCUGAGAAAGAUGCAAGAGAGAAGUCUGAUGCUGCAAGCGAAGCAUUUUUGGCUGAACUUGCUCUUGAUUCCAGAAAGGCUGUUAAAGGGGGAAAUGAGAACACGAGACAUCUGGAGAAGACAAAAGAUAAGAAGAAGAAUAGAGAUCAUAGAAAAACAAGAGAUUCCAAGGCCACAAGCAGUCAUGUGCAGCUCUUGCUUCGUUCUACAACACCUGAUUCCAGUCUAGUUGCACCUGAUAGUGAUCAUGAGGUUGUUUCUGUUAAUGGUGAUGACUUGGAACAACAUGAAGAGGAAUUUAGGCGCAAAACUGAGCUAGAAGAGGAGGAAAAAAAGCUUGAAGAAACUUUGGAAUUUCAACGAAGGAUUGAAAAUGAAGCAAAACAGAAGCAUCUUGCUGAGCAACAAAAGAAAUCAUCUGGGACAUAUUUAGAGGAAAUGCCGGACAAGCUUCAUGAUUAUCAAUUGAAGGCGAUUGCUGAUUGUCUGGAUGCGCACAAACAUGAGCAGUUGGCAAAGGAGAAUGGGUGCCCAAGCAAUCUGGAUGGUGUGCUUGUCACCACAGCGAAUGGUUCCAUGGUGCCAACUAAAUCUUUAGCUGAUUCAGCUACCCAAAAGAUUAAUUAUUUGCAUCAGUCAAAAGUUAAACAAGAUUUGCCUAAUGGAGUUGGUCUGGAGAAUGGUCUUCCUUUGCCUGAUCGGCGUGCAGGAAAAAAGCACAAACGGCAUAGGAAUUCUUCCAAAAUGGUUGAUGGAAAGUUUGAAUCUGUCUCAUUUGAAAAGGAGAAUAUUGAGGAUAUGCAUACUGAAUGUAACGUGAGAGAGCAGGCUAAAUUCAAUAACAAUCAAGAUGCUAACAAUGUGUGGGAGAACAAUGGAUCAAAGGUAAUGAAAGAGUUGCAAGUGGAAGAUGAGGAGGAGGAAAGAUUCCAAGCUGAUCUUAAAAUGGCUGUACGCCAAAGCCUGGACACAUAUCAAGCACGUGGGAAUUUGCAUUCGGUUUCCGGUUUAAGAGCGUCUCACAGAGCUUCUUCACAAGUAGAUUGUUUGGAUUGUCCACCUGUGGAAGAAUCAAGUGAGGAUGUCAAUGGAGCUACUUUACUUGGUACUGGACUGAAGAAUGAAGUGGGUGAAUAUAAUUGUUUUCUCAAUGUUAUUAUACAGUCAUUGUGGCAUUUACGACGCUUUCGGGUGGGAUUUCUUGGCAGAUCAAAAUCAGAGCAUGAUCAUGUAGGUAAUCCUUGUGUUGUCUGUGCAUUGUAUGAAAUUUUCACUGCGCUGGACCUUGCACCAAAGGAUUCAACAAGAGAAGCAGUUGCACCUACUUCCCUGCGGAUAGCUCUAAGCAACCUAUAUCCUCAUAGUAACUUCUUCCAGGAGGCUCAGAUGAAUGAUGCUUCUGAGGUACUGGCAGUAAUAUUUGACUGCCUACAUCAAUCAUUUACUCGUGGUUCAAGUGUUUCUGAUUCAGAAUCAGUGGAAAGCAAUUGCAUGGGAUCUUGGGAUUGUGCAAACAGUAGUUGUAUAGCACAUUCACUUUUUGGAAUGGACAUUUUUGAACAAAUGAACUGCUAUCACUGUGGUCGGGAGUCCCGACAUUUGAAGUAUACUUCCUUCUUUCACAAUAUAAAUGCCAAUUCCCUCCGGACAAUGAAGGUUAUGUUUGCUCAAAGCUCCUUUGAUAAGCUUUUGAAUCUCGUGGAGAUGAACCAUCAGUUGGCUUGUGAUCUAGAAGUUGGUGGCUGUGGCAAGCUCAAUCACAUACAUCACUUUCUUUCAACUCCACCCCAUGUUUUUAUGACAGUUUUAGGUUGGCAAAAUACAUGUGAGAGUGCUGAUGAUAUAACAGCAACUCUGGGCGCCCUGAGCACCAAGAUAGAUAUCAGUGUCCUGUAUCGGGGUUUAGAUCCUAAAAGCACCCAUAGCUUGGUUUCGGUGGUUUGCUACUAUGGUCAGCAUUAUCAUUGCUUUGCUUAUAGUCAUGACCAUGAACAAUGGAUUAUGUAUGAUGACAAGACUGUCAAGAUAAUUGGUGGAUGGGCGGAUGUUCUCACAAUGUGUGAAAGAGGGCAUCUACAACCUCAGGUUCUUUUCUUUGAAGCUGUAAAUUAGAUUUCUGGUGGAACUGAUAACAUCAUUUGCUGGACUGAAGGAUGUUGUCUUUGACAUAGUUUGGCAGAAAUUGGUGUCUAGUAUGGCCCUGUUUAUGCUCAUUGCAUUUCUGCUUAACCCACAAUCGGUUUAGGCUCAUAAAGUUGCAAAAAUUCCAGUGAUGUCAACAAGUUUUGGUAUACAUACCUCAGUUUGGAAAAUAGCAUUUUAAAAUUUGUGAUACAAUUCAAGGUUUUAAUAAGAACUACAGGUUCUUACGGGGAGGAUGAUGACGAAUACAUUUAGUGUUACUGGAUGACAUAGAAGAGCCCGGAGAGUGGUGUUUGGUACCUAGCAUUGCUCAACACAAUUGGUUUGUUUCGAGAGUAUCAGAUUCAUUUCUUGUAUCCAUCUAAUAAGCAGGUUUUGGUAUUGCUAGAACAACCACAACUUGUUGAGGUUGGCCGGCAAUGUGAGAAGAUUCUAGGCUGUUUUAUGAUGGAAAUAACUGCCCAUUAUUGUCGGGAACACAGCAUGUGUACGAGGUUUGUUCUUCAGUUGCCGAAAAUUUUUCCCUCCCCCUUCCCAAGGAAAAAAAAAAAACACCAAAAAAAAGGAUCUGUAUAGCUUUCAUGCGAUUAGGUUUGUCAAAAUGUCAGCUUGUUGCCUCUACUGCUGAAAAAGGAGUGUCGUUUACUGAUCUACGGGACAAGUUUUCUCCCUUUCAUGAUACCUGUGGUGGAGCAUGCUGCAUGCCAGGCUUGUGUAGCUGUAAAAUGAGGGGCUUCCAUCCUUUGGAUCCACAUCACUGUACUUUCUCACUAUUUCCUUUCAUUUUUUUCGUUACUGGGGUGGGGGAGAGCUAGGAUCUCCUUAAGUUUAGUAGAAGUGAAGGUAAUUAUCUAAUUAAAUCAAAUUGUAGUUGCAGAUAUUAACUGUAGCUUUGAGCGAGGAAAAAGCUGAAAGGUUUUGGCACAAUUUUGUCCUACACUUUUUGGAAAUAGCAUCAAGUGAGAUGGAUUAUUAUACUUCAUAAUUCUAUAUACAUUACUGCAAAAUAUUGCGCAAUUCAGU